GGAACCAUGGCGGAUGGUCCAUGGUUAGGAUGAUUCUACGUGUAUUGAUUCCUCUAUGUGUUGUUAAUAUAUGUUUUAGUCAUUCUUUGCCUAAAAAUUGUUUGGAACUAAGUUAUCUCUGUGCAGGAAACGAGAUAUGCAUUUUCGAAAAUAGCUUUUCGACUAAGUCAUGUGGAUCUCCCUGCCCCCAGGGCAUCUGUCUCUAUAAAAAUGGAAUUGAUUUGCUGCAACGUGUAAGACGAGCCCCAAAAUCUCACCACCAGGGCGGCAAGGGUAAACAACACCCUCAAGAGGUCACCAAAGAGGCCGAAGAACAAGUGUCUGAUACCUACCUACAUCUACAUCUUAACUCAGAGCAGUCCAGACUAGACAAGGAACAGUUGCACCAUCUUGCUGUGAACAUUACUAAGUUCUUCAGCUGGCCUGAAAACUCUAUCAAGAACUGCCAGGAAACACUCGAACACCUUACCUGUGCUGUAGUUGGACUAAAUCCUGUUCUCGUUUCUACUAAUCUAGCAUUAGAGAGUAACAUUGAUAAGAUAACCCCGAUAAAAGUUGACUCUGUUGGAACAUCAAACAAGAAUGCGAGCCUGUUAGCAGCGGAAGAUACAGUUACUACCACACUUGUACCAGAGAAGAUGACUCUGUCUGACGUUAUGAUCUGGGUGUUUGGGGCCAUUCUGCUCCUCCUCCUUGUAUCUCUAUUUCUUGUUUAUCUGGUUCAGAAAAGACAAACUGGACACUCGAAGCUUAAUAAUGAAAGUGACAAUGGAUCUAACUCCGAAUUGUAUUAUGACUACGAGAACCUGGUACGUUCCCGGAUACAAGAACAAACAAGUACCCACCACCGCCCUCCCAACCUGACCCAGCACCAAGUGUCCUCCAGUAAACAAUGGAGCACCGAGGAGAAGGGUUCUCCCGAGUAUAUUGGACAAAAGAUGGAUAUACAGAGCGCCCACCUAGCUCUUAGUUACAUGGAGCAAUACUUGUCAGACACCGACAAGAUUGGUACCGAGUGGGAGAGGCUGUGUGUGUAUGAGCCUGAACUUCAGCUCAGUGAUGUUGGUAUAAGAGCGGAGAACGUUGCUAAAAAUCGCUUCUCGACUGUUAUGCCUUAUGACCACAACCGAGUGAAGUUGUCGAACCAGCACGCUUCAGACUACAUUAAUGCCAGCUAUAUUUACACAGAGAGCCCAAAGAACCCCGCCUACAUAGCAAGUCAAGGACCGCUUCAAAAUUGCGCGGGCGACUUCUGGCAAAUGGUUUGGGAGCAAGGUGUCUCGGAGAUUAUCAUGCUCUCUCUUAACGAUGGAAUUGAUUGUUACCAGUACUGGGGGACGGAUGGAAAUGGAGUAUAUUAUCACUACCAGUUACAUCUAGUCAGUGAACAUGCCAACCAUCCUGACUAUCCUGACUACAUUGUCCGCAGCUUCUAUCUCAAGAACCUGCAGACCUACGAGACUAGGACAGUAACUCAGUUCCACUACGUAGCCUGGCCCAUGGCCUCCAGUAUACCUCGCUCUACUCAGAGUAUACUCGACUUCCGUAGAAAGGUUCACAAAGGUUACCGGGGUCCCAGCGCUCCUCUCCUUGUCCACUGUAACGAUGGGUUGGGUCGAACAGGAACCUUCACCCUCCUAGAUAUGACUCUGAAUCGUAUAUGUAAAGGAGUAAAGGAGAUAGAUAUGGAAGCUGCAGUGGAGCACCUCCGAGAUCAGAGAGCUGGAAUGGUUGUAACCAAGGAACAGUACGCGUUUGCUCUAUCAGCUGUUGUAGAGGAGAUUCACAACAUUCUCGGAGAACUGCCCAGUCCUAGGACCGGCCAGGUUACUCCCACCAUGGAUUAAUAAAGAUGGAGAACUAGCCACAACAUGGGCGCUGGCUAUUCCCUUCCAUGGACUCAAAUUGCAGCAAGAACCAACAAUGCUGCAAUUUUAUAAGAGCUUCUACCACCAAGCUCCCGCACAUAUGUUAGACCAGUUUACCAUUGUUACUGACGUGGUUUUAAAAAUAAUCAGAGAUGGUUUAAGAGACUGGUCGGACGUAUGUGUUUAAAUGUAUUUUGUGCUGUGCAUUGUGGCUUUAUUGCUUUGCAACAGCAUCUUUGCACUGUUGCAGUGAUGCCGUUGCACUGCCUUUAUCUCACAAUCACGAAUCAAAAUUUAAAAUCUAAAAUUUGUUUUAACAUUUAAAUUUCAUAACAUAAGUGUCAUUUUGGAUAACAGUUUUAAAGUUUAUGCUUCAAAUUUCAAUUUAAUUUAACGUGAUAAUAUUUGAGUGUUUGUCUUCAGCUUUCAAGCUAUAAAUUAUCAGCUAACACAUUCUGUAGGUUUUUAUUUUCUAGCUGGUCUGGAAAUUUUAAAAUUUUCACAGCUUAAAUAUUACCAUUUCCACGACUAGAGAUUGCAUGCUUAACAUAGUUUUAAAGUGUAUGCUAGUUUAAGAUUUUGGAAAAUUUAAUGAUCCCGCUGGAACAAAAUGUAUCUAGAAGAUUGAGUACUCAAUAACCCUUAAAUUUGCGUCGCUGUGCCAGCUUAUUUAUUUGCUUUAGCUUGCUUGUCUUUUAACUCAAAAUAUGUUGGAAUUUCUUUCGCUUUCUUCUUCGUUGUCGCCAGAAAACCGUAUUUUAUUUCUCAAAAAAUAAUCUGUUUGUUAUCAUGUACGCAUGUUUUAAAACAAAGACAUUCAAUCGCCGUACCCCUACUCUGCUAUAUU
This is a messenger RNA of Bolinopsis microptera, 2715 nucleotides long. Its product is annotated as receptor-type tyrosine-protein phosphatase N2-like. Gene Ontology annotation, cellular component: secretory granule; synapse. The record is from RefSeq and is a predicted model, not a curated record. Lineage: Eukaryota; Metazoa; Ctenophora; Tentaculata; Lobata; Bolinopsidae. The transcript is spliced from 18 exons. The coding region runs from base 21 to 1847 and encodes 608 amino acids. Gene Ontology annotation, molecular function: protein tyrosine phosphatase activity. Gene Ontology annotation, biological process: regulation of secretion; protein dephosphorylation.